GCCAUUUUGUGCUGCUGCGCCGGGUAUUUAUCUGAAGAGUCGUGACUGUUCCUUUUACUCUGUUAGUUAGCUGAUUAGACGGUUUCUGCUUUACCCGUUGUCGCAUUUCCAGCCCGUGGCCUUCAAUUACUUCCCGUGAAGUGCCAUUUAUUAUUUUAUUUUGCCCAAUCAGUCAUUGUUAGUUUUGUAUAUUUAUUUUUAUAGCCAGAAAGAAUGUCGAGCCCCGAAUACUCACCGUUCUUCGCAGUGAUGGGUGCCUCCGCAGCUAUGGUGUUCAGCGCCUUGGGAGCAGCCUAUGGCACAGCGAAGAGCGGCACAGGUAUCGCUGCAAUGUCUGUGAUGAGGCCGGAGCUCAUCAUGAAGUCUAUUAUCCCUGUGGUCAUGGCUGGUAUUAUAGCCAUCUACGGCCUGGUGGUAGCUGUGCUGAUCGCCAACAACAUCUCGGACAAGAUUACUCUAUACAAGAGUUUCCUCCACCUCGGAGCUGGACUGAGCGUGGGCCUCAGUGGGCUGGCAGCAGGCUUCGCCAUCGGCAUUGUGGGCGAUGCAGGCGUGAGGGGUACAGCUCAGCAGCCGCGGCUUUUUGUGGGCAUGAUUCUCAUCUUGAUUUUUGCUGAGGUCCUGGGUCUUUACGGCCUCAUUGUUGCCCUCAUUCUGUCCACAAAGUAAACACCCAAACGUCUCCACUACAAGAGUGGUUCUUUGUUUUGCUGCUGGAGAUAAAGUGUGUGUAAACGGAGAGUGGGGAAAAAAUUUAAAGAUAAAAUCUGCCAUGCAAGAUGAAAGAAAUGAAGGUGGAGAAAAAAAUGAUUCAAAUGGCUCCAUAAGUAUGGUCUUUUCUCAACAAUGUGUACAGUUGUCCCAGUUUGAUAGUCAACUUGUAAAUGCGCAAUGUAGUGAUUUGUCUGUCUUGUAUGUAUGUGUGUGUGUGUGUGUUAAAACAAAAAAAGAUUAAGGAAAUGAUUUUUUUGUUCCCUCCACUUAUUUCAGGCUUUGAAGCCAGCUUUGACAGCUGGGCUUCUGGUCUUAGAGAGCUGACCAAAGGGCCACACAGCUUUUUUUCUCCCAUAAUCUACGUGGGAGUUGUAAGAAUAUCUGAAUUAAUCUUGAGGAUCUAACCGUAAAGAGCAACAUGUAUGGACUUCAGAUUUUGUUUUCCGCUGAUUUUAUUUAUAAGAAAUUAUUCAUUGAACUGUUAAAAUGCAGCAAAACUCUAAUUGUCCAUGAUAUAUACAUAUAUAAAUAUAUAUAUACAGACAUAAAUAUCUAUAUAGAUAGAUUUAAUGCACUGUGGGUUAAUUGUGAUAAGUGGUUGGAAUUCCUCUGGAUGUAAUUCUUGGUUUAAUAAGACUGCCUUUAGUAUGUUGCUGGUGGAGUGGGAGUUGUGUGUGUAGCUGUUUUCUGAUCAAACGCAAAUAUUUUCAAACUUCAGUGUUUUUUUUCCAUGUAGUACUGCUGUUUGCAUUAAAGGUGUGUGUGUGCGCGUGCCCUGUGUUGGGUCUCACAAGUGUAAUUUCCACAUUCCAUCUCCACGACUUCGUCUCCAUCUGUGGCUGUACCUCAUCUCGUCCUCAUUCCAGCCAUCCAAUCCUGCAUGGGGUUCAGUGUUUUCAUGCUGUGGGAUUAUAAUCUUGCAGAGCAGGCUUGUUUCAGAAGAUUUAAUCCAGACUAAAAAUACAUCAUAACAGAUUUAAAAUUACUUUAGAGAAAUUUGCUUUAUGCAGUAAGCAUUGGGACAUUUGGCUUGUGUAACCAUUCUGGACCUGUUUGAUCUGGAGUUAAUUCACGAGAAAUGGCACUGCUGAAGCGUUUAACUGAAACAGCUGUCUUAAAUCCUGUACAAGCGCUGAUAUCGAAGCUAUGUAUCAACGUUUUCACAAUUAAAGAUUCCAACGUUUGACUGAC
Molecule: messenger RNA, 1905 nt
Organism: Nothobranchius furzeri (turquoise killifish)
Lineage: Eukaryota; Metazoa; Chordata; Actinopteri; Cyprinodontiformes; Nothobranchiidae
Gene: atp6v0cb
Product: ATPase H+ transporting V0 subunit cb
Biological process (GO): proton transmembrane transport
Cellular component (GO): membrane; proton-transporting V-type ATPase, V0 domain
Molecular function (GO): proton-transporting ATPase activity, rotational mechanism
Source: RefSeq, a predicted model, not a curated record